AUGCAGUCCGCUCUCGCGUUAGGCGCAUUUGGCACGACCUUGACGACGCUGUCGUUGAGUCUGAUGGAAUGGCGUGGCGUGACCACGACCAACGUCUUUGUCGCAAACUUCUUCUUUAUUGCAGCCUUUGGCCUGGUGGUAACGGCCCAGUGGGAACUCUCCAUUGGGAACGGGUUUGCCUACACUGUGUUUAGUGCAUUUGGACUCUUCUAUGCAGGGUAUGGAGCGAUUCUGACUCCCGCUUUCGGGAUCGAGCAAGCAUACGGCGGUGAUGUCGUGCAGUACAACAAUGCGCUCGGGUUCUUCAUGAUUCUUUGGACGGUCUUUGUGUUUACGUUUCUCAUUGCUUCCCUUCCCAGCAAUCUCGCCUACAUUGCCGUGUUCUUCCUGGUGGACCUGGGGUUCUUGACCGUGGCUGCCAGCUACUUUGCCGAGGCGGACGGACACCAUGCAGCUUCAAUUGCGCUGAAGAAGACCGGAGGGGCGUCGUGCUUUGUGGCGGGGUUAGUAGGGUGGUAUAUUGUGUUGCAUCUACUGUUGCAGGACUCGAUUGUGGAUCUGCCUCUGGGAGACACGUCACGCUAUUUUGAGGCCACGUCCUGGCGAAAUGAAAAACGUUCGCAUCACCUCCCUUCCCUUAGAUCGCUCACUCGCAACCAAAGGUGAGUAUUUCUGCUUCCUUGAUCGUGCCAGUCCUGACGCGACCACGAUGCCGCAGACUGUCGCCUUUGCACCAAGCGGCGCAUCCAAUGCGACCGCACUCUGCCUCACUGUCACAAAUGCACCUCCCGCAAUCUUUCCUGUCCCGGAUUCGAUGCCUUUCAGCUGAAAUGGACUCAGACGAUCACCCUGAAGCCUAGUUCGACUCGAGACACCAGCACAACAACGGAAAGGUUAUCAAAAGAGGUGGUUCAGGCGUCGACCGAGCUGGCGGUCGCAACCCACCCCGAGGCCGAUGCGACCCCAUCACAAG
Aspergillus japonicus CBS 114.51 is the source of this 973-nucleotide messenger RNA. RefSeq lists its product as uncharacterized. Gene Ontology annotation, cellular component: plasma membrane. The record is from RefSeq and is a predicted model, not a curated record. Gene Ontology annotation, molecular function: acetate transmembrane transporter activity. Lineage: Eukaryota; Fungi; Ascomycota; Eurotiomycetes; Eurotiales; Aspergillaceae. The transcript is spliced from 3 exons. The coding region runs from base 1 to 666 and encodes 221 amino acids.